UACCUGACGCUGCUGGAUGAGGCCGACCAUUGGGAACAACGGUCCAAGCUAAUUGGUCUGGACGCCAGGGAACGUCGUCGAGCAAGCCAUUUUGCCCGAGCCUGGCGGCCAGUGAGUCGAGAGGCCAAACGACUGGAUACCGAAGCGGCGGUGGCUCGACGUCAGUUGACGAUUCACGACUCCACCAACUCCGUGGGUUUGGUCGGUGAGACGAUUGGUCUACAAAGGACUCUGGAGAGUCUUGAUUCCGUGAUUGUUGAGGGUCUGGACGACGUGUGGAGACUAGAGCCGAGUGAAGAUGUUGAAUCCGAGGAAUUGGUCAAUCUGGUCUAUCCGGAGGCGAGAAUGCGAGCGCUUCUCGAGUGGACGGGCGGUUGGAUUACGCGGCUUAUACAGGCACAGCUAUCUUCCGAUCCAAAGCACACUCGAUCCGAUGUCGAUGUAGUGGUUCAGAUGGGCGUCUGGAGCGAGUCAUACACUCGAGUAGGUAGUCACUAG
Molecule: messenger RNA, 498 nt
Organism: Protopolystoma xenopodis
Lineage: Eukaryota; Metazoa; Platyhelminthes; Monogenea; Polystomatidea; Polystomatidae
Source: the annotation of a GenBank genome assembly